AUGCUAUUCUCAAGGAAGUCAGUACCUCUGGGCCUGCGAUGGCGUGCGUCUACUCUUUUCAUCAUCUCUACAGUGGCAGUUGGAUUAUUCACCGACCUCUUUCUGUAUGGGCUUGUGGUCCCAAUACUUCCCUUUAUGCUCAGGGAACGUGUCGCUCUCCCUGAGGACAAGAUCCAAUCGUAUGUUUCUGGGCUGUUGGCUGCGUAUGCAGGAGCUAGUGUCUUUUGUUCCAUACCAGUCGGUAUCAUCGCGGACAGGACGGGUGCUAGACAACUGCCAUUCUUGUGCGGCCUCGCCGCAUUACUCGCUGCAACUCUCAUGCUGGCUUUUGGCAAUAACAUCCUCAUGCUCGUGAUAGCAAGACUUCUCCAGGGGACCAGUGCCGCUGUCGUAUGGACAGUAGGUCUGGCCAUGGUUCUCGACACCGUCGGACCCGAGAACCUAGGCAAAGUAAUUGGAACAAUCUUCUCGUUCAUCUCAGUCGGUGAACUCAUGGCUCCAGUGCUAGGUGGCGUCCUCUACCGCAAAACGGGGUACGCCGGUGUAUUCGGCCUCGGAUGUGCUCUUUUGACGGUCGAUUUCAUUCUUAGAAUACUAGUGGUUGAGAAAAAGGUUGCAGCAGAAUAUGACGAAUCGUUCUCUGUUCCAAAGAAUCUACGCGAAUACGACACUCGAAACGCAGGUCAGGAUCAAGACCAAAGUAACGAAGAAGGAUAUGUACAAGGACACGCGAACCGGGACGAGGACGAGAAUGCCGACGACGGCACUUCAAGACCGCGCACCGAACACGAUCUCCUGUUGCCGAAACCUAGGGACGACGACGACAACAGCUCUCGGUACGCCGUCCCCGCCGGUCAAAACAGACUGAUCCGCACCCUGCCGAUCUUGUACUGUCUCACGGACGCUCGACUCCUCGUCGCGUUGCUGAUGGCGUUUGUGCAAGCGGCCCUCCUGGCGAGCUUUGACGCUACCAUCCCCACCGAGGCGCAGUCCCUUUUCGGGUUUGAUUCGUUGCAGUCGGGUCUCCUCUUCAUCGCCUUGGACGUUCCUUAUCUUGUCCUGGGCCCUUUGGCCGGUUGGUGCGUGGACCGGUACGGCACGAAACCGGCUUCGGUACUUGGGUUUGGCUACCUCGUUCCUACUCUGGUCCUGCUCCGCCUCCCGCCGGCACGACUCACGGCCAAUGGCACAGAAUCAAACGUCGUCUUCUUGUUCUGUGCCCUGCUCGCCCUCAACGGAGUCGGCCUCGCCGUCAUCGGCUCUCCCAGCAUCGUCGAGGCCAGCGACGUUGUCCAGCGCUACGACAAGGCCAACCCGGGUCUCUUUGGCGAGAAUGGACCCUACGCCCAACUCUACGCCUUCAACUCCCUGGUCUUCAGUGCCGGUCUGACUGUGGGCCCGAUACUGAGUGGUGCACUAAGGGACUCUUUGGGAUACGGAAACAUGAAUGUGGUCGUGGCGGCCAUUUCCGCCGUCACUUCCAUCUUGUCCUUUUUCUUCAUCGGUGGCGGCGCCCCGAAAUCACUGAAUCGAUCGGCGAGCAUAUCGGAAUAA
Messenger RNA from Exophiala oligosperma, 1554 nucleotides. RefSeq lists its product as uncharacterized. Gene Ontology annotation, biological process: transmembrane transport. NCBI's taxonomy places the organism in Eukaryota, Fungi, Ascomycota, Eurotiomycetes, Chaetothyriales, Herpotrichiellaceae. The transcript is spliced from 3 exons. The record is from RefSeq and is a predicted model, not a curated record. Gene Ontology annotation, molecular function: transmembrane transporter activity. The coding region runs from base 1 to 1554 and encodes 517 amino acids.